GCAGAGUCCAGCUGGCCUUGUGGACUGAGGGCAGCACCAUCAAUACCUCCUGGAGGGCUGGCAGGUGGGGGGUGAUGAGGGACUCCCCCUCCACGUGGAUGCACAGAUGGGGAGGGCCCAGCCUGCGGAGAGUUGGCGGGCUGGGCCGAUCUCUCACGUCCACCCCUCCCCCACAGGCCACGACAUCAACGGCGCCCUGGAGCCCUCCAACAUAGACACCAGCAUCCUGGAGGAGUACAUCAGCAAGGAGGAUGCCUCUGACCUCUGCUUCCCUGACAUCUCUGCUCCAGCCAGUGCGGCCUCCUACCCCCACGGGCAGCCAGCGAUCCCCGGCUCCAGCGGGGUCCACCACCUGAGCCCCCCCGGGGGCGGACCCUCCCCGGGUCGCCAUGGCCCCCUCCCACCCCCGAACUACAGCGCCCCGCUCAACUGCAACAACAACAACGGCAUAGGUGCUGCCCCCAAGCCCUUCCUUGGGGGCUCUGGGCCCCCCAUCAAGGCAGAGCCCAAGGCUCCCUAUGCCCCCGGCACGCUGCCAGACUCCCCCCCAGACUCUGGCUCCGAGGCCUACUCCCCCCAGCAGGUGAAUGACCCCCAUCUCCUGCGCACCCUAACCCCUGAGAGCCUGUGCCACGUGGGGGUGCCCUCCCGCCCGGAGCACCCCCCACCGCCGCCCCCGCCGCCCCCGCCUCACUACCCCGUCCUGCAGCGGGAUCUGUACAUGAAGGCUGAGCCUCCGAUGCCCCCCUACGCUGCCAUGGGGCAGGGGCUGGUGCCCACCGAUCUCCACCAUACCCAGCAGUCCCAGAUGCUGCACCAGCUGCUGCAGCAACACGGAGCCGGAGCCGAGCUCCCCACACACCCCUCCAAGAAGAGGAAGCACUCCGAAUCACCCCCCAACACCCUCAAUGCCCAGAUGCUGAAUGGAAUGAUCAAACAGGAGCCCGGGACCGUGACAUCCCUGCCACCGCACCCAGCUCGAGCCCCAUCCCCACCCUGGCCUCCCCAGGGCCCGCUCUCACCCGGCCCUGGCUCCUUGCCCCUCAGCAUCGCCCGGGUCCAGACACCGCCUUGGCACCCCCCAGGUGCACCCUCACCAGGUCUCCUUCAGGACAAUGAUAGCCUCAGUGGCUCCUACCUGGACCCCAACUACCAGUCCAUCAAGUGGCAACCACAUCAGCAGAACAAGUGGGCGACACUGUACGAUGCAAACUACAAAGAGCUGCCCAUGCUCACCUACCGCGUGGACGCCGACAAGGGUUUCAACUUUUCGGUGGGCGACGACGCCUUCGUCUGCCAGAAGAAGAACCACUUCCAGGUGACGGUGUACAUCGGCCUGCUGGGCGAGCCCAAGUACGUCAAGACGCCCGAGGGCCUCAAGCCCCUCGACUGCUUCCACCUGAAGCUGCACGGCGUGAAGCUGGAGGCCCUCAACCAGUCCAUCAACAUCGAGCAGUCGCAGUCGGACCGAAGCAAGCGGCCCUUCAACCCCGUCACGGUCAGCCUGCCCCCCGAGCAGGUCACGAAGGUGACUGUGGGGAGGCUGCACUUCAGCGAGACCACCGCCAACAACAUGCGCAAGAAGGGCAAACCCAACCCUGACCAGAGGUACUUCAUGCUGGUGGUGGCCCUCCAGGCCCACGCACAGAACCAGAACUACACGCUGGCUGCCCAGAUCUCAGAACGCAUCAUCGUGCGGGCCUCCAAUCCGGGCCAGUUUGAGAGUGACAGCGACGUGCUGUGGCAGCGGGCGCAGGUGCCCGACACCGUCUUCCACCAUGGCCGUGUGGGCAUCAACACAGACCGGCCCGAUGAGGCGCUGGUGGUGCACGGCAACGUCAAGGUCAUGGGCUCGCUCAUGCACCCCUCGGAUCUGCGGGCCAAGGAGCACUUGCAGGAGGUGGACACCACCGAGCAGCUGAAGAGGAUUUCGCGCAUGCGACUGGUCCACUACAGAUACAAGCCAGAGUUUGCCGCCACUGCUGGCAUCGAGGCCGCGGCGCCAGAAACGGGUGUCAUCGCUCAGGAGGUGAAGGAGAUCCUGCCUGAGGCCGUGAAGGACACUGGAGACGUGGUCUUUGCCAAUGGGAAAACCAUAGAGAACUUCCUGGUGGUGAACAAGGAGCGCAUCUUCAUGGAGAACGUGGGUGCUGUGAAGGAGCUGUGCAAGCUGACGGACAACCUGGAGACGCGCAUUGAUGAGCUGGAGCGCUGGAGCCACAAGCUGGCCAAGCUGCGGCGCCUCGACAGCCUCAAGUCCACCGGCAGCUCAGGCGCCUUCAGCCACGCAGGGAGCCAGUUCAGCCGGGCGGGCAGCGUCCCCCACAAGAAGAGGCCCCCCAAGGUGGCCAGCAAGUCAUCGUCUGUGGUCCCAGACCAGGCCUGCAUCAGCCAGCGCUUCCUGCAGGGAACCAUCAUCGCCCUGGUGGUGGUCAUGGCCUUCAGCGUGGUGUCCAUGUCUACACUGUAUGUGCUGAGCCUGCGCACCGAGGAGGACCUGGUGGAAACUGAUGGCUCUUUUGCCGUGUCCACUUCCUGUCUUCUGGCCCUGCUCCGGCCCCAGCACCCUGGGGGGAGUGAGGCCAUGUGCCCAUGGUCCAGCCAGAGCUUUGGGACCACUCAGCUCCGACAGUCCCCUGUGACCACUGGGCGGCCGGGCUCGCAGCCCUCUCUGCUGCUGGUUACCACUGGCCUGACCAGCUCGGCCCCAGCUCCAGCCCUCCGCACCUUGGACCUGUGCUCCAGCCGCCCCUGCCCAGUCGUCUGCUGCUCCUCGCCCAGCCCCAGCCCCACCCCUGCCCCUAGCUUUAAUCCUGGCCGUGGUCUCAGCCCCAGUCCCGGCCCCUCCACCAACCGCUCAGGCCCCAGCCAGAUGGCCCUGCUGCCAGCCACCAACAUCAGAGCCAAGUCCUGGGGCCUGUCAGCCAACGGCAUUGGCUACUUCAAGCAUCCAAAGAACUCGGACCCUGUGGCCAGCCCUGCGGUCCCCUUUCCUGGAGGCCAGGGCAAAGCCAAGAACAGCCCAAGCCUUGGUCUCCAUGUCCGGGGCCGCCGAGGGGCCCCUCAGCUUGGCCUGAGCUCUGCUCAGCCCACCCAGGCCUGGAGCCAGCCAGUGGCCUCUCUCCUUGCAGACCCAGUGCCGUCCCUGACCUCCAUCCAGGUGCUGGAGAAUUCGAUGCCCAUCACGUCCCAGUACUGCUCCUCAGAGGAUGCCUGCAGGCCUGGAAAUGUCACCUACCACAUCCCCAUCAGCAGCAGCACGCCGCUGCACCUCCGCCUGACCCUGCAGAUGAACUCCUCGGCCCCCGUGUCCGUGGCGCUGUGCAGCCUGAUGUCAAAGGAGGAGCCGUGUGAGGAGGGGGGCUUUCCACAGAGCCUCCAUGCCCACCAGGACACCCAGGGCACCUCCCACCAGUGGCCAGUAACCAUCCUGUCCUUCCGCAGAUUCACCUAUCACUUCCGGGUGGCACUGCUGGGUCAGGCCAACUGCAGCUUGGAGGCCCCGGUCUGGCCGGCCGCAGACUACUACUUCCACUUCUACCGCCUGUGUGACUGAGCUGCCCAGGGAGGCAGC
This is a messenger RNA of Aethalodelphis obliquidens (Pacific white-sided dolphin), 3574 nucleotides long. RefSeq names its product myelin regulatory factor (gene MYRF). Gene Ontology annotation, molecular function: sequence-specific DNA binding; DNA-binding transcription factor activity. Gene Ontology annotation, cellular component: endoplasmic reticulum membrane; nucleus. The coding region runs from base 107 to 3556 and encodes 1149 amino acids. The record is from RefSeq and is a predicted model, not a curated record. Gene Ontology annotation, biological process: positive regulation of DNA-templated transcription; central nervous system myelin maintenance; protein autoprocessing. Lineage: Eukaryota; Metazoa; Chordata; Mammalia; Artiodactyla; Delphinidae. The transcript is spliced from 26 exons.